AUCUAUAUAUCUACUUCUCAGAAAGACACAGUGGUGCCGGGCUUGAAGGCCUAAACCUGUCCAAAUUCGAGCAGUCGAUGGCACGGACGACAAAAAUCAUUCAAGAUUUCCGGGUUUUUGUCGGGACCUGGAAUGUGGGAGGAAGAACUCCUCCCGACGGACUCAACCUCCAUGAUUUCUUGCAAGUCGAGGGCUCUUCUGAUAUUUAUGUUCUAGGGUUUCAGGAAAUAGUUCCGUUGAGCGCAGGGAAUGUUCUUGUGAUAGAAGACAACGAGCCGGCGGUGAAAUGGCUGGAGCUCAUAAACGAAGCACUGAACAGAGCGCAGAGCCGGCGAAACUCGUCUUUCUCUUCUUCAGAGUCUCUCAGGGGUUCAAAGGACUCGAGAUCCCACUUCUUCCACAAGCCGUCCCUCAAAGUCCUCAGCCGGAAUCUCAGGGGAGACAACGCCCUCCUCAAGGCCUGCAACUGCCAUUUGGACUCCCAGCCGGCCGGCAAGAGGAGGCCGAGGCGGCACAGCGAAACUGCCGACGAGUUCCUGUCGAUGGAUGAACUGUCGAGUUUUCCCAAUGCCAUGAGAUUCUGCCUCGUGGCGUGCAAGCAAAUGGUUGGCAUCUUCCUCUCGGUCUGGGCUCGGAGAGAUUUGGUCCAGCACAUAGGCCAUCUCCGAAUCUCCUGCGUUGGAAGAGGAAUCAUGGGUUGUCUCGGGAACAAGGGUUGUAUAUCGAUAAGCUUGUCAUUGCACCAAACAAGCUUUUGCUUCGUGUGCAGCCACUUGGCUUCCGGGGAGAAGGAGGGGGAUGAGCUGAAGAGGAACGCCGAUGUGGCUGAGAUUAUGAAGAGCACGCAGUUCCCCAAGACGUGCAAAAAUCCUUACCGGAAAGCUCCGGAGAGAAUCACCGAUCAUGAUCGAGUAUUUUGGUUUGGGGACUUAAACUAUCGGGUUUCGUUGAGCUACGAGGAAACGAGGUUGCUGUUGGAGGACAACGACUGGGACUCUCUUCUCGAGAAAGACCAGUUAAACGUGGAAAGAGAAGCCGGAAGAGUAUUUUGUGGGUUCGACGAGGGAAGAAUCUUCUUUGCCCCAACUUACAAGUACUCCCACAAUUCAGAUUCAUAUGCUGGAGAGACUGUCAAAUCCAAGAAAAAGCGACGAACCCCGGCAUGGUGCGACAGGAUAUUGUGGCAUGGGAAAGGCAUCGAACAAUUGUCAUAUGUGCGUAGCGAAUCAAGACUUUCCGACCACCGGCCAGUGUGCGCAAUGUUUGCGGCGGAGGUGGAGGUCAGGAGCAAAAGCAUCACCAGGUUUCGGAAAGGUUACUCCUGCACCACCCGACUCGAUUGCUAGCGUUGCAUUUCGCAAACUCAAACAGACAGCUUUUACGAGUGUUGAUCCAUUUCAAGAAGCCCCGGCCGGCCCCUUCCCCGCAUGAAGCAAGCAAGGGAAGAAAUUAUUUGACGCCAAGUUUCAACCAAACAACAAUGCGUGGGUCCAUUAACAAUUAUUCGGGUGGUUUAUAAACUCUUCUCUGAUUUUACCAGUAGAUAGUCUCGGGAGUAUGCCUCUUUUUAACAAAAAAAAGAUGAUG
Messenger RNA from Diospyros lotus (date-plum), 1587 nucleotides. RefSeq names its product type I inositol polyphosphate 5-phosphatase 5. Gene Ontology annotation, molecular function: phosphatidylinositol-3,4,5-trisphosphate 5-phosphatase activity; inositol-polyphosphate 5-phosphatase activity; phosphatidylinositol-4,5-bisphosphate 5-phosphatase activity. Gene Ontology annotation, biological process: phosphatidylinositol dephosphorylation. Lineage: Eukaryota; Viridiplantae; Streptophyta; Magnoliopsida; Ericales; Ebenaceae. The transcript has 7 exons. The coding region runs from base 78 to 1346 and encodes 422 amino acids. The record is from RefSeq and is a predicted model, not a curated record.